UGUGUAAAUGGACGGCUCCAGUCUGCAGGGACGUCGCGAGAAUCUCAAAGCCCAAAUCAACCGGAUCACAAGUGAAACAACUUGUUAAACACGAAUUAGGACGAAUUCAUCUCCGACUUCGACAGCACGCUCCUAAAGAUGACAAGAACACGAACAGCCAGAGGAGACUCACCCCCCACCUUCCUCUUCCUCCUCUUCCUUUCCCUCCCUCCUCCUCCUCAUCCUCCCAUCCAUCCGCGCUUCCUUUCUUUCUCCUCUCCCGCUGGAUGGUGCGUUAGGAGCGCGUGCGGGAAGGCACCGGGACUCUCCUUUCUUCUUCUUCUUCUUCUCGGAUGGAGACGGGCUGAGCUGAGCAGAGUCCAGGUCCAGGUCCAGCUCCACCUCCAGCUCCUCUGUCGGUGGAAAAGCCGCUGCUGAGAGCCGGGGCAAGCAGCAGGAAGGGGAGACGCGAUCCUCCAUCAUCCAAAGGCCUCCUGCGUCUCUUCCAGGGGCGUGUCGCUGGGGAUCGUGUCCGCACCAUGCUCGUGUAGCCCGCUCGGUACCGAAGGAGUCUUCUGCAGCUCGUCGCGUCUCCAUGCAUUCUUCAAGGCCAGAGCCGGGCUCGGCGGGAGCGGAGCGCCACAGGCCCGCGCCGGCCCAGACCCCCGACGACUGGGACGGGUGGAGGGAUCGAGGGAUCGCCGGGUGGAGGGACGCGGGGAGGGAAGGCUGGAGGGAGGGCAGGGAGAGCGGCGUGGUGCAGAGCUACAGCUUCGAUUCGUACCAGCUGGAGGAGGAGGAGAUCAGUAAGGAUGCCCCAGAGCGAGGAGUGCUGGCUCUGUCUGAGCCUGACUUUGAGCAGCCGAUCCCCGAUGACCGUUACCAUGGCAUCUACUUUGCGAUGCUGCUGGCUGGAGUGGGUUUCCUGCUGCCAUACAACAGCUUCAUCACCGACGUCGACUACCUGCAUCACAAGUUUCAAGGGACGUCCAUAGUGUUUGACAUGAGUCUGACGUACAUAGUGGUCGCUCUGCUGGCUGUGAUCCUCAACAAUGUGCUGGUGGAGAGGCUCAGCAUGCACACCAGGAUUACUGUGGGAUACAUCUUGGCGUUGGGGCCGCUCAUCUUUGUCAGCUUGUUUGAUGUCUGGUUGGAAAAAUUCACCACCAAGCAGGCUUACGUCAUCAACCUGUUGUCAGUGGGAGUGGUGGCCUUCGGAUGCACAGUGCAGCAGUCCAGUUUCUAUGGUUACAUGGGGAUGCUGCCCAAGAGGUACACUCAAGGGGUGAUGACUGGGGAAAGCACAGCCGGAGUGAUCAUCUCGCUGUCUCGCAUCUUCACCAAGCUGCUGAUCCCUGACGAGAAGAAGAACACCCUGAUCUUCUUCCUGAUCUCCAUCAGCAUGGAGAUGCUGUGCUUUCUGCUGCACCUCGUCGUCCGACGCUCGCGGUUCGUCCGCUACUACACCGGCCACGCCCAGGGCAAAGGUCAAGUCAAAUGUCACGACCCGCGGGACGCCGGAACUGGAUACAGGGUCCAUCACGACGUCACCGCAGAGGAAGUGAUAUUUGGAAACGGAGGAACGGCGCCGUCCUCCGCAGAGGAAGGCCAUGAGGAUUUUGUGGGCGGGACUUACGUGAGAUUCGACGCCCCGAAAGCCAAGAUCAGGAAGAGCUGGCCCGGCGUCCGAGACAUGAUUCUGCAUCGCUACAUGGUGUCGCGUGUCAUCUGGGCCUACAUGCUGUCUAUAGCUGUGACCUACAGCAUCACCCUGUGCCUGUUCCCCGGCCUGGAGUCAGAGAUCAGGAACAAAGCCUUGGGGGAAUGGCUGCCCAUCCUCAUCAUGGCCACAUUCAACAUGUCCGACUUUGUCGGGAAGAUCCUGGCGGCGCUGCCCUACGAUUGGUCCGGGGGCCGCCUGCUCUUCUUCUCCUGCCUGAGGGUGGUCUUCAUCCCGCUGUUCGUGAUGUGUGUGUACCCGGUGAGCGCGCCCAUGCUGUCCCACCCUGCCUGGCCGUGUCUCUUCUCCCUCCUCAUGGGAGUCACCAACGGCUACUUUGGGUCCGUGCCGAUGAUCCAGGCGGCUGGGAAAGUACCGCCUGAGCAGAGGGAGCUGGCAGGAAACACAAUGACUGUUUCCUACAUGACGGGUCUGAUGGUGGGCUCCUCUGUGGCGUACGCAACGUACAGCUUCACCCCGACGGCGGCCGGAGCGCGCCUCCCCACGCACGCGCCUCUCAAUGCGACAGGGUACUGAAUGUCCACAUAGACCGCAACACGCACACACAUAAUUAUAUAUCUACCCAUGUGCAGCAGACGCAAGCAUUUAAAGUUGUAGCAACAUUUUCAUCCUGUGUGGUGAAGUUUCUAAGAAGAAGAGCGGAGUUGGAGCUGCGCCCCCUGGGGUCGACGUGCCUGACCUUUGAGAAUCGCUCAGUGAAAUUACUGCCUGCAUGAGAGCGAACUGAUCGUCUGACAUUUGUAAGGUGUGAAGGCGAGUGGUGUUUCGCUGCGAGGAGCGGAGCGCCGUUUGUGUCGAACGAGUUACACUGGUCGUAUCUGAUGAUGUCCCAGAGCUGCUCAGAGUUCAGAGGAAGGUCGAGGGAGUCAUGGAGGUCAUUCGGGGGUCAUCGGAAUAACCCUUUCAGCACCUGAAGACAUAUUAAUGGUGAAAUAAAUGCAAAAACACAAAAUCUUAACACAUUUUUUUGUCUAGUUUCUAUUGCAAAUAUAAAUAAGACAGAACGAUGUUACAGGUAACUUUUCAGCAAGAUAAGAUCUUGUUUUAAGUCAAUAAUUCAUUAAUAUUGCUGAAACAUAUUUAGGAUUGUUGUUCCAUUGGCAGAUUAUAAGUGAAAUAAUCUGCCAGUGGAACAAUACAUUUUUCCCUUAUUAUUAGUUCAAAUGGCUUGUUCCACUGGCAGAUCAUUUCACUUAUAACUCAUAAUUUUUCAACAAUUUUAAGGAAUUAUUGACUUAAAACAAGCUCCUAUUUAACUUAUUUACUAUUUGUCUGGUAAAAUUAUGUGUUUUUGCUGCGUAUUUACCUCUACCAGACUGACCUUAAAGUAUAAUUUUCCCCUGUUUUAUAGUAAUAUCAAUGAUCUGAGAUGUCAACAUUACUAUGCGGUUUAUAUCAGCAUAAAUCAGAGAAUAUUUCUACCGACGACUCUUUCAGUCAUCAUAGUUAUAUCUAACAGCUAAACCUCCCUGGUUCUAUUCAGUGCACGUCUUUUAUGUAAGUUGUCAGUAUGUUGCCCAAAAAUAUUAAUGUUUUUAACUAAUUUAUGUUAAUGUGCUUCUUUUACACUGGUUUACCUCAAUAAAGCUGAAUAUUAAGUGUAUUUCAGAAUUAAAGAAUAUUUUAAAGCAUAAAAGAGACAGAAAGUCUGUACAUGAGUAUAUACUAGCAUGCCAGCAGUCGGAUUCUUUUAUGUAGCUGUUAUUGUAGCUGAGCAAGAUGGACGACUCUCAGUAGCAACAGGCUGAAGAAGGUGCAGGACAAAAACAUGUAUUCCUUUGUGUGUAAGAAGCCUUGAAAUGAACCCAACAGCAGUAACAUAACCUGACUGUAAUUAGCUGAAAUUAUAGAAAAAUUCACCCUUUUUUACCCUUUUUCAGUAGGUAAAAUGUAGGUUUUUACCUACUGAAUAAACCUACAUUUAUUCAGUAGGUUAGUGGCUGGAUGAUAUCGGAUCAGGACUUGAUCCAAUCUCUGAUCUGGUUGUUUUGGCACCAGAACCCCGAGAGAAGGAAGUUAAAGAAGAGAAAUAGUCUCAAAGGUUCACUGUUUGUUUUCUAUUAAUUAUAAUGAUUAAAUGCUAUUAGUACGUUUCCAUGUUUGUGCUGCACGUAAAUAUGUGAAUGUAUUGAACAGUUUUAUGGGACAGAAUAUGAAUAGCAGAGGGGCCAAUGAUUUAAACAUAAAUAAAUGUUUUCAUGUCUUUUAAAAAUGUUCACAGUGAAUCUCACUUUAAUGCUCCUGCAUUAAAAGUAAUAUGGGUUUUAGGGCUUUUACGUUUGUUUUUGUGGGGAUGUAAUGGAUGUGGCCAGCACCACGUGCGUUAUCAUUUACACCCUGCAAAAAAAAUCAAUCCAUUCCAAUUUUUACAGAUGAUUUCACUUAUUCUUUGGUGCCACAUUGAAACAUUUAGAUCAGUAAGCUGGAACAUUUUUGGUUCAAAUGUUUACAAUGUUUACCUUUUGUAUUUCUGCUUUUAAUCAUUUCUUUUAACAAGCUGCAGGUCUGAUUUAUUAAAAUAAACAUUUUGUUCUCUCCUAACUGACGGAUACAUAAAUCUUAGAGACUUAGACUUAGACUUAGACUUGACUUUAUUGAUCCCUUGGGAAGACUCCCUCAGGAAAUUAUAGUUACCAGCAGCUCACAGGCAAAAAUGUGGCACACAGUAAGCAUACACAAAAUACAAAAAAAUACAAAUUAAAUACAAAACAAAGAAUAUAAAUACAACACAAAAGGAAAUUAUAGCAAUUUGGUCGAUAGAUUGACCAGUGAUUUAUAUUGACCUGGUAUUUAUAUUAUAAAUAUCUAUGUAUAUAAAUCUGCUAAUGUCUUUCUGAGCUCAUGUUUGAGACCUCUUAGACUCUGAAAGUGAUCUGUGGUUAUCAGCAUAAAAAUGAGGGGAAACAAACAGUGUGGGAAAAAAAAUCAGGUGGUGCCAAACGUUUGCCUGAAUUUAAAGCUCUUACUAUACAACAUGAAAUGCUCUCAAUACAGAAUAUAGUUUUUGUUUCAUCAAAUGUAAAUUUGAAUUUAGAAUUGAUUUUUAGGAUCUGAGUGUGUUCAGGCUUCAGGUGCACUGUGUUACCUACACUAAUAACUGAGCUGUUAGAGGAAAUGUUUGUAGUCAUUUGGGAGAUAACCUCAUUACUCUGUGUGUGUGUGUGUGUGUGUGUGUGUGUGUGUGUGUGUGUGUGUGUGUGUGUGUGUGUGUGUGUGUGUGUGUGUGUGUGUGUGUGGGUGUGUUCUGCUAUUAAGAGAGCAUCAUAUUUCCCUAGACCUUUCUGGACUGCAAGUUUGAAGGUGUCUUUACUUUGUGAGAUGUGUUGGUAAAGGACAUGAAAAGUCUGUUUAGCGCAUGAGAAAAAUGAGAAUUGAGAGUGAGGAAAAAUCCCUUUUUCUUGUAAAUGUAUACAAAGACCUUAAGCUGAUUUAAAGCAACAGUUCUGGGACUUUGAAUGAGAGAUGUCUUGCUUGGAGAUGGAUAAAAUCAUAUUUCUGUUUGUAAACCAAGAAGGAAAUUGAGAAUUUUAUGAAUAUAGUGCAACAUGAUCAAUUUUAACGGUGCCGGUCAGCAGCGAUUAUCUUCUUUUUAAAAAAAUUGGCCAUAUUUGAAAUGCUUGUCGUUAUUGAAUGGACAACAUUAAUUUAAAAAUGAAUGACACAUACAAACUGAAACUGGACAUCCAGUCUGAAUUACAAAUCCUCUGACCGCAUUGUACCAAAAGUGGCUGAAAUGUGAGGUUGUUCCACAUGAGCACAAUGGUCACCAAAGAAGAAAGUUAUUACCAAAUCUUCAAUUUCUUAGAUUGAUAUGGUAGUUUUGUCAGUGUGAACUCGAAAGCUUUAGCUUGAAAACCUAGCAAACUGGCAUCCUACCCGGAUAUUUAAAAUUGAGCUUUAAAAUUUUAAGUUUUCCUUUCAUUUAAUUUACCAAAAUGGCAAAUAACCAUUUGAGACAAAAUAUCAAAUAAAAUAACUGAAAUUCUGCCAGGUUUCAGAUAAACAUUGUUCUAAUUCUGACCUUAUGUUAGCAAGCUAUCAGAGAUUAUUUAGUUCACAGAAUAUAAUGAUGGAACUUGACAGCCUCACACAUAACCAAUCUCCACAUUACCGUGAUGGUUUAAAUGCAGUAUGAUGAUGUAGUUAUCAAAAUGGCAUCCUGAGGACUCAAACUCAAGCUAAGUCUAUCUACAAUUUUCUAACACCAAAAAAUCUCUGGCUGUUAAACCUACUUGUACAGCUAAUACUGUACAUGUGAUGAAUGGGACAAAGUCAAAACACUAAGAUAUACUCUGAUAUCCAUCAUAGCAGCAGCUAACUAAACUGAUAUGUGUGAAUGUUAAGAAUAAAUAUUGACAUCAAAGUCAUUGAUUUUACCAUUAUUUGACAUCAGCAGAUAUUCUGUAAGGGGAGAAAAAAGCAAAACCCACCAGAAUACAAUGUAUUUUUUUGACAUGAGAAACUUUAUGCUCACAAACAACAUCUCACUAGUCUUUCUGUAGAAUCUAUCAGAGCGGUUUCUGCAACGUGUUCUCAUCCUUCAAGUUUAGAUUAUUUCUUAUUUUAAAGCCAAGCUUUAAUGGCUCUCUGGGGAAGGUGAGGGUGCUCAUUCAAUCAUUUCUGUGGUGCCAUUAAGAAGCCACAUAAAAUGUUAAUGUUUUUCAAUUAGAUUUUUUUUUGUCAAGAAUACAAUCUAUUUUUUGCACAUUGCUCCGCUGUUCCAUCAGGCGCAUCAUAUGUCAGUUCUUUUCCAUUUUAAGGGGCGUAGCUCCAAAUGCUCUGUCUUGCGUUAAGCGUAUGUUAAAAGUACUUGUGUGUUUUGAAAAAUAAUGGGAUAAAUAUGCUUUAUUUUUUUAUACUUUUAAGAUUUUUAGGUUUCCUGGCUGUAAAACAUAUUGAUGAUACUUGGCCUUUAAUCCCAUCCAUGAGUUUCAUUUUCUCACCUGCAACAGGCGGUUUCAACAGAACAUGUGACUGCACACUGUGAGAAAUUGUGUGAAAAAGGGUAGCACACAUGUGUUGUAAAUAAUGUACAAAAAUGGACUGUAAGAUAUUUGAGAGAUAACAUUUGUGACAAAGAAUAAUUUAAGAAUUUGACCAAUUCUCUGUAAAGAAUAAAGAAGAAUGUGCCAAGUAACAAUUUGACCGGUUUCCUAGUGCCAUAUUUGCAUGACGUAUGUCUAAAGAGCAGUUUUAUUGUAAACAAAAACAUUCACAAACUAACAAUUGUUUGGUUACAGAAAAUUAAAUGAAUGUGGAUAAACAUUUUAUGUGUUCAGCUCAUGUUUUCUAUUAUUUAGUGCCCCUCUCAAGAAAAACAUUGUUGUUGUUUUUUUCUUGAGUCAUUGUACAAGAAACUAAACAUGAGCUGUUUUAUGUUAUGCUGGUUGAAUGAUUCUGGAUUGUCCCAAAAAAAAGUGUUUAUGCUUAAGAUUGUACCAUCAGUGACGCCUAAUAAAACCUGUUUACAACUGUC
Messenger RNA from Poeciliopsis prolifica (blackstripe livebearer), 7196 nucleotides. It is a transcript of the gene slc29a4a, whose product is annotated as solute carrier family 29 member 4a. Gene Ontology annotation, biological process: nucleoside transmembrane transport. The record is from RefSeq and is a predicted model, not a curated record. The coding region runs from base 575 to 2236 and encodes 553 amino acids. The transcript is spliced from 11 exons. Gene Ontology annotation, cellular component: plasma membrane. Gene Ontology annotation, molecular function: nucleoside transmembrane transporter activity; monoamine transmembrane transporter activity. Lineage: Eukaryota; Metazoa; Chordata; Actinopteri; Cyprinodontiformes; Poeciliidae.